UUCCGGGGUGAGCUGCUGAGUCAGAGGUGGACACAAGGAGACAAAGCCAGCAACUGCAAGACCUCGAGGCUCCUCCUGGGCAGACGCAGCAAGAUGAGCUUAGAACAUGAGGAUAAGCGGGCUCGUACGCGAUCCAAGGCCCUCCGAGUGCCCCCAGAGCCCACAGGUGCCGACCUCAGCUGCCCCACCCCAGGGUGCACCGGCUCAGGACACAUCCGGGGCAAGUACUCCAGGCACCGCAGUUUGCAGAGCUGCCCUCUGGCCAAGAAGAGGAAGCUGGAGGGUGCCCAGCCAGAGCACCUGGUGUCCAAGCGGAAGUCCCACCCCCUGAAGCUGGCUCUGGACGAGGGCUACAGUGUGGACACCGACGGCAGUGAGGAUGCUGAGGUGAAGGACGCCUCUGUUUCGGAUGAAUCGGAAGGAACUCUGGAGGAGGACGAGGCUGAAAUGUCAGGACAGGAGGAGAUUCAUCGUCCUGAACCAGCUGAAGGAAGGAGCCCUGUCAAGCCCCACUUCGGAUCCAACCCCAUCAGCAGCCCCACGGGCCCCACCAAGGGCAGCUACAGCAGUUAUCAGGAGAUCAUCGCCACUUCUCUCCUAAAUUUGGGCCAGAUUGCUGUAGAGACGCUAGUUGGGGAGGAUUUGGGUCAGGUGGCCAAGCCGGGCCCCGGUGUUGUGCACCUGGUGCAGGAGGAGGCCGAAGAAGGGGCCACCAGUGAUGAGGGGGAGAAGGACGUGUUCAUCCGGCCAGAGGAUACAGAGGAAGUCAUGGAAGUCACCAGGGAACGCUCCCAGGAGCUGGGUCCCCAGUCUGGGGAGGGCAUGGUCAGCGAGGAGUCAAGCAAGAUGAAAGUCAACCUGGGUAAUGAGGAGGAGGAGGAGGAGGAAGAGGAGGAGGAGGAAGAGGAGGAGGAAGAAGAGGAGGAGGAGGAAGAGGAGGAGGAGGAAGAGGAGGAAGAAGAAGAGGAGGAGGAGGAAGAGGAGGAGGAGGAGGAAGAGGAGGAGGAGGAAGAGGAGGAGGAGGAAGAGGAGGAAGAAGUAGCCGCUCCCGAUGUGAUCUGUCAGGAGGAUGCCCCCCAUGCCCCCACCCAGAAGGCCCCGGAACCCCGGCACCCAGCAUCUCCCAGCCCCAAGCCUGAGUACUCUGUCAUCGUGGAGGUGCGCUCUGAUGAUGGCAAGGACGAAGACUCGCGCUCCCAGAAGUCUGCAGUCACUGAUGAGUCAGAGAUGUAUGACAUGAUGACACGUGGGAACCUGGGCCUCCUGGAGCAGGCCAUUGCCCUGAAGGCUGAGCAGGUGCAAGCCGUCUGCGAGCCAGGCUGCCCACCCACCGAGCAGGGCCAGCCGGGCCCUGGUGAACCGGGCAAGGUGGUGAGGCCUCUGGAUGCCGCACGGAAGAACUACUGCAGCAAAGAUCCCUCCAGAGCUGAGAAGCGCGAGAUCAAGUGUCCAACACCAGGCUGUGAUGGCACUGGCCAUGUGACAGGGUUGUACCCUCACCACCGCAGCCUAUCUGGUUGCCCCCACAAGGACAGGAUUCCCCCGGAGAUCUUGGCUAUGCACGAGAAUGUGCUCAAGUGCCCCACUCCUGGUUGUACAGGUCAAGGCCACGUGAACAGUAACCGCAACACGCACAGGAGUUUGUCCGGAUGCCCCAUUGCUGCUGCUGAAAAAUUAGCCAAAUCUCAUGAGAAGCAACAGCCGCAAGGGGGAGAUCCUUCCAAGAAUAGCUCCAAUUCAGAUCGGAUCCUCAGGCCCAUGUGCUUCGUGAAGCAGCUUGAAGUCCCUCCGUAUGGAAGCUACCGGCCCAGUGUGGCCCCUGCUACACCCAGGGCCAACCUGGCCAAGGAGCUGGAGAAGUUCUCCAAGGUCACCUUUGACUACGCAAGUUUUGACGCUCAGGUUUUUGGCAAACGCAUGCUUGCCCCAAAGAUUCAGACCAGCGAAACCUCACCUAAAGCCUUUAAAUGCUUCGACUACACGCAUGAUGCUGAGGCUGCACACAUGGCCGCCACAGCCAUCCUGAACCUCUCCACGCGCUGCUGGGAAAUGCCUGAGAAUCUCAGCACGAAGCCACAGGACUUGCCCGGCAAGGCUGCGGACAUCGAGGUGGAUGAAAACGGAACCCUGGACCUGAGCAUGCGCAAACACCGCAAGCGGGACAGCGCCUUCCCCAGCAGCGGCAGCAGCGGCAGCAGCCCUGGCGUGAAGUCCCCUGAUGCUUCCCAGCGCCACAGCAGCACCAGUGCCCCAAGCGGCUCCAUGACCUCGCCCCCGUCCAGCCAGGCUUCCCGCCAGGACGAGUGGGAUCGACCUCUGGACUAUACCAAGCCCAGCCGCCAGCGAGAGGAGGAGCCUGAGGAGUCAGAGCCAGCAGCCCAUUCUUUUGCUUCUUCUGAAGCAGAUGACCAGGAAGUGUCGGAAGAGAGUUUUGAGGAGCGCAAGUACCCUGGGGAAGUCACCCUGGCCAACUUUAAGAUGAAGUUUCUCUCCAAGGACAUAAAGAAGGAGCUGCUCACCUGCCCCACCCCUGGCUGUGACGGCAGCGGCCACAUCACCGGGAACUAUGCCUCUCACCGCAGCCUCUCUGGUUGCCCUCUUGCUGACAAGAGCCUCAGAAACCUCAUGGCUGCCCAUUCUGCUGACCUCAAGUGCCCCACACCCGGCUGUGACGGCUCCGGCCACAUAACGGGGAACUACGCAUCACACCGGAGCUUGUCAGGCUGCCCUCGUGCCAAGAAAAGCGGAGCCAGGGUGACGCCCACAAAGGAUGACAAGGAAGAUCCUGAGCUGAUGAAGUGCCCUGUGCCAGGCUGUGUGGGGCUCGGUCACAUCAGCGGCAAAUAUGCUUCACACAGAAGUGCAUCUGGCUGCCCGCUGGCCGCUCGGAGGCAGAAAGAGGGUUCUCUUAAUGGCUCACCGUUCUCCUGGAAGUCACUGAAGAACGAAGGGCCCACCUGCCCCACUCCAGGCUGUGAUGGCUCCGGUCAUGCCAACGGUAGCUUCCUCACCCACCGGAGCUUAUCUGGCUGUCCCAGAGCAACCUUUGCUGGAAAGAAGGGAAAAGUCUCAGGGGAUGAGGUUCUCAGCACGAAGUUCAAGACGAGUGAUGUUCUGGAGAACGAUGAAGAGAUCAAGCAGCUGAACCAGGAGAUUCGCGACCUGAACGAGUCCAACUCAGAGAUGGAGGCUGCCAUGGUACAGCUGCAGUCCCAGAUCUCCUCCAUGGAGAAGAGCCUGAAGAAUAUCGAAGAGGAGAACAAGCUCAUUGAGGAGCAGAAUGAAGCCCUGUUUCUGGAGCUGUCGGGCCUGAGCCAGGCCCUCAUCCAAAGUCUCGCCAACAUCCGCCUUCCGCACAUGGAGCCAAUAUGUGAGCAGAAUUUCGAUGCCUACGUGAGCACCCUCACUGACAUGUACUCCAACCAGGAGUGCUACCAGAACCCCGAGAACAAGGACCUCCUGGAGAGCAUCAAACGGGCCGUGAGGGGCAUCCAGGUCUAG
Molecule: messenger RNA, 3501 nt
Organism: Puma concolor (puma)
Lineage: Eukaryota; Metazoa; Chordata; Mammalia; Carnivora; Felidae
Source: RefSeq, a predicted model, not a curated record